UGCUUUGUUUACGAUUGUUUGACAGCAUAAAUUCCCAACAAAAGUGACUGUGAGUUUGUUGUUUCGUUUGCAGUGCGUAAAGAUUCGUGUGCAUCUGCAAGUUGAAUAAUCUAGUGCUUAGAGUUUUAUUGCAAAGUUUUCAAAUAAAAUCCUUCGUAUCCGUACGUCCAAGACCAGCAGCUGAUUCCGUAAACAACAAAAAGGAAAACAGUUGGUGCGUCUCUCGAAUGAGUUGGUGCUUGGAUGGGGGAACGGGUUACCUGGUGGCAUUCGCUUUCGAUAAAUCAGUUUAGAGGGAAUAGCCAUGGAAACGGCAGCAGAAGCUGAUCCGGAUACCUCCGGGGGAUCAUCCAACCUGUUCGAGGAUGAUCCAGUAAGGUUCGUUGCCAGAACCACUACGGAAGGCGUGGAAAGCACAGCUCGCUCAAGCGGGGAAGUAGUGGAGAUGCUGGAAGAGCACUUGGAGGAAGAUAUUUACGGUCAAGCGGAUUUGGUUCCGGUCGAGGAAGUCCAAGAAGAUGCUACAACCGAUAAUGAACCCGAAGCUAUGUUCAUCAACCAACCGACCAUCAAUAUGGAGAUUGAUUUGGCUCGGAUUCAACAGCCAGGAUUUCUUUCGCCUGUGGUAAUCUUGAACAGUAGUUUGAUGGUGGAACCUGUGCCAGAGGCGCAGGCCACCAUCGAAAUACUGCAUGAGACGGAUGAGGACCAGGGAGGAGAAGAUGAGGCUAGCAGGGCUGCUUCUGCUGCGGCAACGGCUGCCAUGAUGGAUGGACCGAUUGUGCUGAUCGAGGAUACCAUCCGAAUGGGAGGCCACGGCCACGAACCACAGGCUGGACCGUCAACCAAUCGAAGUCUGCCGGAUACACCGAGAAGUCGUAAACGUCGUCGAACGCUGACUCCUCAGAAGCCUCCGCCACCGCCGCCAUCGGGUGCCGAUUCGCAGUAUGACGAUGAUGAUGAUGGAACGAUUUGUUCCAUUUGCUUGGACAGUUGGACCCUGACUGGCGAGCAUCGGUUGGUGUCGCUCAAGUGUGGUCAUCUGUUCGGGUACAUGUGCAUCAAACGCUGGUUGCAGGACAAUCCGGUGCAGAGCCGAUCAUGUGCAACGUGUAAAACGAAAGCUCACCUGAGGGACAUACGGCAUCUGUAUGCUAAGGCGGUAAAAGCGGUGGACAACUCCGAAGAAAUGAGGCUUCGUCAUCAAGUGGAAGAGGAGAAGAUGAAGGUGAGCAAGUUGGCUGUUGAGCUACAAGUGGCCAGCAUGGAGUUGGAGCUCCAAAGGACCUUAGCAAAUGAACUACGGUUGAAGUUGAAAGACUACGAACAACGAGGAGAGCUGAGAACGAACGCUUCUUUAAUGGGCGAAGUGGCAAGUAUCGCCAAAGUAUUGCGCAACUACAAAAUAGCCCUGGAUAAAACUAUUGACCUGUGUCGAGAACCGGGCUGUAGAGUAAUGGCGUACGGGAGUAAACGACACCACCUCUUGAUCUCACAAAAAUCCACCCAGAAUCUCUUUCCCGGUUAUUCGAUUAAAUUUGUAGAAAUACCAACAUUCCAGCAUUCGUCGGUGCUGCACAUAUCUGGAAAAAUGAUCCGAGACAUCAGCAUCGACGUUGAGGAUGAACUGUUUACGGCCGCUACUAGCGAGCGAUGUGUAAAGCUUUUCUCAUUUAACAAUCGUUCAGUUAUGACUUUUACACCUUCGGAUGCUAACGUGUGGUCCUGUGCCUUUGACCGGGAAAGAAGUAAGUUUCUAUACCUGGGUACUCAAUCUGGUGCUGUGUACGUAUACGACAUUCGAAACAGCAGCCAAUUCGUAGAAGAGUUCCGUACUGAAGGCGACUGUUCUCCUAUUAUCAACAUCUGUCCGGUUUCGUCUAGCAGCUCAAUUCCUUUCGGAGGCUUCCUCGUAUGUAAGCUGACUUCAUGUUGGUUCUUCGAGUAUACCGCAGCUCAAAGGGUCGAAUCUACACGACUGAACGUGGAUGGUCCAUUUACUGCCAUGAACUAUUGCGAAAAGACUGGCUACAUAAUGAUAACGACCCGACCAAGCAGUCGUCAUUCGAGAGCACGUUACAUUCUUGCAGGUUUGGUAAAACUGGACUCGAUAUGUGCAUUGCAUAUCGUUCACACUAUUGCGGGUUCUUCGGUUGAGCCCAACAUGGUUCGCAGUGCCCAGAUAAGUUUAGACAAAAACAAUACUCUGGUGGCGGCCUAUCUGCAGGACGAUCGCCAACUUGUUACCUGGAGCGCCAGCAAAGGCAACGAACGCGUGCAGAGUCUUCCAGUGUCCGAUGUCCUGUGGGAUCUCUGUCCAAUUUACGAAGCAAACCAGACCUUUUUGGCAGCACUGUCGGAUAGCAAAUGUCGCGUGUACAGGGCUUAUACCGAUUAGUACCGAUCUCUGAAGGAGCAAGAGUACAAGAAAUAGCGUACGAUCGUGUUGUUGAGUUUAUGAUGCGGUGCGUAAAACGGUGCACUUUCGAACAGUUUUCCAUUUUGUUCGCUUGUGAUUGUCCGCGUAUUAUACAGAUA
This is a messenger RNA of Aedes aegypti (yellow fever mosquito), 2538 nucleotides long. RefSeq names its product E3 ubiquitin-protein ligase RFWD3. The record is from RefSeq and is a predicted model, not a curated record. Gene Ontology annotation, cellular component: nucleus. The transcript is spliced from 3 exons. Gene Ontology annotation, biological process: protein ubiquitination; interstrand cross-link repair. NCBI's taxonomy places the organism in Eukaryota, Metazoa, Arthropoda, Insecta, Diptera, Culicidae. Gene Ontology annotation, molecular function: ubiquitin protein ligase activity; protein binding. The coding region runs from base 305 to 2398 and encodes 697 amino acids.